Molecule: messenger RNA, 1236 nt
Organism: Rotaria sp. Silwood1
Lineage: Eukaryota; Metazoa; Rotifera; Eurotatoria; Philodinida; Philodinidae
Source: the annotation of a GenBank genome assembly
AUGAUUUGGAUACGUGAUAAAACAGAUCAAAUUCAUCCAACAUUAGAUUCUCUUCGACACACUUAUUCACAACAUCAAAAACGUGUCGAAAUACAACAAGAUCUCUAUCAACAUAAAACAAAUUGGAAAGUCAUCGGUAGUUUCAUAUCGCUCGUUAUUUUUAUCAUAUUAUUCUUUGGAACAAUUGUUGGAAUACCGAUUAUUUUAACUGAAAUAAAAAAAGUACCGAUAUGUUCUGUGACAUCUGAAUGGGUUCAACAUUCAAAUGUAAAUGUUUCUAAACCAUUGUGUGCAGCAACUGCAUCAUGGAAUCCUAGUGGUGUCACUGUCGCUGGUUUAGCCAGUGGAUUACCAUCAACAUCACUUGAUGGUUUACAAUAUCCUACUGAUAUAUAUGUAUACGGAAAUGGAAUUGUAUUAGUAGCCGAUUGUAAUAAUAAUCGUAUUACUAAAUGGCAUCCAAAUGCUACAGAAGGAAUCCUUAUAGCCGGCACAGGAUCGUACGGUUCUUGGAAUACCUUACUUGCUAAACCGGCAGCUCUUGCUAUUCGAGGUGAACGACUCUAUGUUUCUGAUCUAGAGAAUUAUCGCAUACAGGUAUUUCCUCUCCAUAGUAAUUUGAGUUCUCCAGAAGCUGUAACAUUAAUUGGACGUUAUGGUCAAGGUUCUGAUAUAAAUCAAAUUGAUGAAGUAACCAGUUUAAUAGUUCCAGUUUUAUAUCCAUCAUUAUUAUACAUGGCUGAUUCAAAAAAUCAUCGAAUUCUUGUGUGGGAUUCUGAGAUAGACACUACAAAAUUAGUUGCUGGUCAAUCAAAUAUAUUUGGAUUUGAUUCAAUGCAAUUAUACAAUCCAAUUGGUAUUGCAUUAGAUGAAAAAACAAAUUCACUUUAUAUUGCUGAUACAUAUAAUAGUCGUAUACAAAAAUACAAUAUAAAUGAACGAAAUUCAAGUAUGACUGUAGCUGGUUGGAAUCAACUUAAUAAACCAUACUCUGUACAACUUGAUCCAUCUGGUAAUCAUAUGUUCAUUGCAGAUACAUUCAAUCAUCGUAUAUUAGUAUGGACAAAUGGUGCUAGACAAGGUAGAAUGAUUGCUGGUGAUAAUACACCAGGUAAUAAUGCCUUUAAACUUAAUAGUCCAACUCAAAUUCAAUUCGAUUCAAAUUAUAAUUUAUAUGUUGUUGAUACUAACAAUUCUCGUAUUCAACGUUUUGAUCUUAUAUCAAAUGGAUGUUAA